Messenger RNA from Pelobates fuscus (common spadefoot toad), 3869 nucleotides. It is a transcript of the gene SMC1B, whose product is annotated as structural maintenance of chromosomes 1B. NCBI's taxonomy places the organism in Eukaryota, Metazoa, Chordata, Amphibia, Anura, Pelobatidae. Gene Ontology annotation, biological process: sister chromatid cohesion. Bases 42 to 3722 code for a protein of 1226 amino acids. Gene Ontology annotation, molecular function: ATP hydrolysis activity; DNA binding; ATP binding. The record is from RefSeq and is a predicted model, not a curated record. Gene Ontology annotation, cellular component: chromosome; meiotic cohesin complex; nucleus. The transcript is spliced from 25 exons.
UUGGCGGGAAGGCUGCGGUUCGGAUCCUGUCAGAGGGCGGAAUGGGCUUCCUGAGGCAGCUCGAACUGCAAGACUUCAAGUCAUGGCGGGGCCGGCAGCUCAUCGGGCCCUUCAAACGGUUUAACUGUGUGAUCGGCCCCAAUGGCUCAGGAAAAUCUAAUUUAAUGGAUGCACUGAGUUUUGUAAUGGGAGAGAAGACGGCAAACCUCAGGGUAAAACAUGUACGGGAACUUAUUCAUGGAUCAAAUAUUGGGAAACCAGUGUCUUCUACAGCAAGCGUUCACUUACUUUAUUGUGAGGAGAAUGGAGAGGAAAAAAUGUUUUCACGAAUCAUAGUAGGGAAUUCCUGUGAGUAUCGGUUAAACAACAAGUCAAUAGGUCGUUCAGCAUAUAUUUUGGAACUUGAAAAAAUUGGGAUUAUUGUGAAAGCCAGAAACUGUCUAGUAUUUCAGGGAGAAGUUGAAUCCAUUGCAAUGAAGAAACCCAAAGAGAGAACACACCUUUUUGAGCAAAUAAGCAACUCAUUCGAGUUAGCGCAAGAUUAUGAGAAAAAGAAAAAACUAAUGCUACAAGCCGAAGAAGAUGCUCAGUUUGUCUACAGUAAAAAGAAAAAUGUUGCAGCUGAGAGGAAGCACGCCAAGCUGGAGAAGGAAGAGGCAGAGCGUUACCAAAUGCUGCUUAAGCAGCUAAACGAAAGCAAGGUGAAGCUUCAGCUAUUUCAGCUUUAUCAUAACGAGCACAAAAUUGAAACUUUAGAGAAGCAUUUGGAAGAAAAGUAUAUUGAUACCGGUAGUCAAAAAGAGCAGCUUUCUCUCUCUGAAUUUGCACUAAAAGAGGAAAAAAAGAUUCUUGGCAGACUAAACAGAGAUCUGCAGCAGAUCGAGAAGGAAAUAAAAGCUCAAGAAAUAGCUUUAAACCACUCAAGACCACAGUAUAUUAAAGCAAAAGAAAAUACUUCCCACCAUCUCAAAAAAGUGGAAACAACCAAAAAAUCAUUGAAGAACAAUGAGAAGCACUGCUUGAAACUGGAGCAGGAGAUGAAUGAGCUGGAGGCCGAGGUAGCUGAUGUUCAGAAGGCUUGGAGAGAGUUUGAGAAGAAAGAGGAAGACCGAGCGAAAAUAGAGGGCGAUGUGGAGCUCGUAGAAAGUCAACUUGCCCAGUACAGAUCUCUGAAGGAGGAGGCAAGGAAGAAAAGUGCAGUAUUGGGGCAGCAGCUUGAGAAACUGCAGUGGGAACAUCGAGCAGAUCAAGAGAAGCUGUUGUUUGAUCAGAGGAGACAGAAAGAAUUACAGGCAAACAAAAAACAGAUAGAGGAACAGAUUGAAGAACUCAAAAAACGGAUGGAGAAGUUGGAGGAUUACAUAAGCACGUGCAUUAAAUCUCUGGAAGAACACAGAAACCAGGAGGUGCAACUUGUGAACGAAAUUGAGGCAGGAAAACUCAGAAUGCAGGAGGUUAAUGAUGAACUGAAAGACAUAGUUGGAGAACUGCAGAAUGCACACAUAGAGUUUCAUGAAGGAAGUCGACAAAGGAUGAGAGCAGAGAUUUUAGAGAGCAUGAAAAGAAUGUACCCUGAUUCUGUGUUUGGCAGGUUAUUUGAGCUCUGUCAUCCGAUUCAUAAAAAGUAUCAUUUGGCUGUUACCAAAGUCUUCGGCAGAUACAUGAAUGCCAUUGUUGUGUCUACGGAGAAAGUGGCUAGAGAUUGCAUCAGAUUCCUUAAGGAAGAAAGAGCCGAGCCAGAGACCUUUCUGUCCUUGGAUUACUUGGAUGUAAAACCAAUAAAUGAAAAGCUCAGGGAAAUAAAAGGAGCCAAAAUGAUGAUUGAUGUAAUCCAAACUCCUAGCCCCUCUCUGAAGAAAGUGAUUCAGUUUGUGUGUAGUAAUGGGUUGGUCUGCGAGACAGUAGUGGAAGCCAGACAUGUCGCAUUUGAUGGCCCAGAAAGAAUAAAAACUGUUGCACUGGAUGGAACAUUAUUUUUAAAGUCUGGCGUUAUUUCUGGAGGAUCAAGCGAUUUACGCUUCAAAGCAAAACGCUGGGAUGAAAAAGAGAUACAUGAAUUGAAAGAGAAAAGAGAUACAUUGAUCAAUGAGCUCAGAGAUCUAACAAAAUUAAGGCGCAAGGAAAGUGAUGUAAAGCAAUUGCAAGCCCAGUCCCAAGGAACUCAGACUCGUCUCAAAUAUUCACAGAGUGAACUUGAAGUGAUUAAGAAGAGACAACUUGUCAACUGCUCAAUGGAGAAAUCAAGGUUAGAAAGUGACUUGGCAAACAUUGCUUCUCAGCUUACAAUGCUGAAUGAAGAGAUUGAUGUCCGAACAGGGAAACUAGAAGACCUUCAAGAACAAAUGAACAAGGUGGAGGACAAAGUGUUCAAGGAUUUUUGUGAAGAGAUUGGAGUGUCCAACAUCCGGGAAUAUGAGGAAGAACACAUAAAGCAACAGCAAGAGGCAGAAAAGAAAAGAUCGGAGUUUGAAAAUCAGAAGACUCGUUUAGGAAUUCAGCUGGAAUACAGCCGUGGACAACUUGAAAAGGAAGGAAGGAAGGUGGAAAAGCUAGAAGAGACAUUGCGUGUAGAACAAGAAGAAAUAUCCAAGCUAAAAAAAGAGGAAGCACGUGCUAUGGCUCUGGUGGAUGAAGGUUUACGUCAGCUGCAGGAAUUUAAAAAUACCUUUACCUUCAAAAAAGCGGAAGUUGCAGAUGCCCAGAAAAUGGUCGAUGAGACACGAAAAAAAAUAUUAAGCGUGAACAGGGAUAUUGGAAAGCGACAGAAGGAAUCUAUGGUGAUAGAAAGUUUGCUAGAACAGAAAAGAUUGGAAAGGCAUAAUUUGCUUCUGGAUUGCAAAGUUCAAGAUUUACAAAUAACUAUCGUGACCGGCUCACUGGAUGAUAUUACUGAAAUCGAGCUGGAAUCUGAAAGCACUCAAAGAACUGCAGAUAUUUAUGAAAGAGAAGGGAACAUUGUCUUAGACUAUAGCAAACUUCCCAAUGAGCUAAAGUGUGCUAUGAGUGAUAAGGAGAUUGGUGCUGAACUUACGAAACUGCGUCAGGAAUGUAUAACACAUGAAAAUACAUUACUCAAGACGUCUGCUCCAAACCUAAAAGCAUUAGAAAAGCUACAAAUUGUCAGGAAUAAGUUUCAAGAAACUGCCGAUGCUUUUGAGGCCAGCAGAAUGAGAGCCAGGAUGUGUAGACAUGAAUUUGAGCAGGUGAAACAGAAGAGAUAUGAGCUUUUCAGCAAGUGUUUUGAGCAUGUUUCUAUAGCUAUCGAUCAAAUCUACAAGAAGCUCUGUAGAAAUACCAGCGCUCAGGCCUUUCUUAGCCCUGAAAAUCCAGAAGAACCUUAUCUGGAAGGAAUAGGUUAUAACUGCGUUGCACCUGGAAAGCGCUUUAUGCCCAUGGACAAUUUAUCUGGUGGAGAGAAGUCUGUGGCUGCAUUGGCACUAGUGUUUGCAAUACAUAGUUUUCGUCCAGCCCCCUUCUUCAUUUUGGAUGAGGUUGAUGCUGCUUUGGACAAUACAAAUAUUGGCAAAGUAACAAGUUAUAUCAGAGAGUUGUCACGAGAACAUUGCCAGAUGCUGGUUAUUUCUCUGAAAGAAGAGUUCUAUUCUACAGCUGAUGCAUUAAUUGGAGUCUGUACAGAGCAAGAUGAAGCCAUUUUGAGUCAAGUUCUGACCCUGGACCUUUCCAUGUAUGCGGAAGAUGAGGAAAGUGACCAAAAAAAGUAGAUUGGCAGUCUGAGAGUCCCAGUACUGUUUACGUUUUAAUUGUAUGUUUACAAUCGCUACAUCUUCGAAUGGUUAUGUGGUUUGGGCUCUUUCAACAUGUAUAAAUCUGUUUUUGGUAAUAUUUUGAAUUUCAUUAUCCAAGUAAGU